AUGUCAAAAACUCAUUUAUUAAAAUUAAAUUGUUCUUGUAAAAAUAAAAAAAUUGUUGCUUAUUUGUCUUCUCAUGAUUGUCCAGAGUAUAAAAGUCUAUAUUCGGCAUCAAUAAUUUGUUCUGAAUGCAAGAUUCAAGGCAGUUCUGGAUUUAAAUUUGAAUGUUAUAUGGACGACUGUCUCAAUUUAAGAAAUGAUAAUGAUUUUUCAUGCUACCAUUGUCUAUAUAAACAUUUCGGUGACAAGCAUCUUUUGUGCAAAGCUUGUAACCCGAACGGAAUCGGAAUAUGCAAAGAAUGUUACAACGAUACAUCUCAAAGUCAACGUAAAUGCAAUCAACACUGCGAACUAAAAAUAUUAAAGUUAUCAACUGGAAAUAACUGCUUAGAUGAAUUCAUAUACAAAACACAGCAAAAUUCACGUGGUCUCAUAGACUGGUUAGAUUGGAUUGAUUAUAAACAAUUUUCCGAUAUAACUUUCCUGGCAGAAGGUGGAUUUGCUAAUGUUUAUCUGGCUGAAUGGAAGGAAGGACCACCAUCGCAAUAUCAAUGCUGGUAUGUGCCUAUUGGAAGAAAUCGUAAUACAAACACCAAGGUUGUCUUAAAAUCUUUAAAGAAUUCUAAAAAUAUGACAAAGGAAUUUCUGAAUGAACUUGACACUCAUCAUAAAUGUUUAGGCGGAUUACAUAAUUCUUUAAGAUGCUACGGAGUCACCUUUAUUCCGGAACAGAAUGAAUAUGCUUUAGUAUUAAAAUAUGCACAAAAUGGCAACAUUAGACAAUAUAUACAAAAAGAAAAUGAAAAUUUAACUUGGUAUCGACGAGUUGAAUUAUUGGAAGGAAUUGUUGAUAAUCUGAAACAUAUACACUCAAAAAAUUUUAUCCAUGGUGAUCUUCAUAGUGGAAAUGUGCUCAAAGGAAAAUUGGUUUUAGAAGGUUAUAUUAGUGACCUUGGAAUGUCACGACCUGUUGAUGAUUCAAAACCAACAUUAGAAAGCAAAACCUUCAUUCAGGAGCCAUUUACACAAGCAGAUUAA
Molecule: messenger RNA, 1035 nt
Organism: Ambispora leptoticha
Lineage: Eukaryota; Fungi; Glomeromycota; Glomeromycetes; Archaeosporales; Ambisporaceae
Source: the annotation of a GenBank genome assembly